Molecule: messenger RNA, 782 nt
Organism: Zychaea mexicana
Lineage: Eukaryota; Fungi; Mucoromycota; Mucoromycetes; Mucorales; Lichtheimiaceae
Product: calmodulin
Exons: 6
Coding region: 124-567 (147 amino acids)
Molecular function (GO): calcium ion binding; enzyme regulator activity
Source: RefSeq, a predicted model, not a curated record
AACACACACACACACACGCACACGCACAAAAAGGAAAUCCCUUAUUUUAUAUAUGAUCAGCCGGUUCACCUUUUUUUAAAAAAACACUCUUUUUCUUUGUUUUACUCGUUUUACAUACAAGUUAUGUCUGAUCAACUCUCGAAAGAGCAAAUUGACGAAUAUCGCGAGUCUUUCGCACUCUUCGACAAGGAUGGAAACGGCACCAUUGACUCCAAAGAGCUUGGCGCAGUAAUGCAGUCGCUCAACCUGCACCCAACCGAAAGCGAGCUCAAGGAAAUGAUCAAUGAUGUGGACAGUGACGGCAACGGCACCAUCGACUUUGACGAGUUCUUGACCAUGUUGGCAAGGAAGCAAAAGGAGGCGGAUACGCAGGCUGAGCUCCGUGAGGCUUUCUCUGUAUUUGAUCGAGAUGGAAAUGGAUAUAUCACGCUACCAGAGCUUCGGCAAGUCAUGACAUCGUUUGGAGAGCGUUUGACUGCGCACGAGCUCGAUGAAAUGAUUCGCGACGCCGAUAUCGACGGCGACGGCAUGAUCAACUACGAAGAGUUUACCAAGAUGCUGCUGUGAUUGUGAUUGUGAUUAUGGUUGUGUUUAUGUUUGUAGAUGUCAAAGUGAUGAAAGAAGAAGAAGGAGGAGGAUGAUGUGGUUUCUAUAUAUAUAUAUAUUUAUAUACUAUAUGCAUCGUAUAAUGGUAAUAUUAAACUGAAAACGUGCAUGGUCUGUUUAAAAGCCCAUCAAAGACAUGAGCCCAUACCCAAGUGUGGUGACACACAGCAUCGUGA